Molecule: messenger RNA, 1546 nt
Organism: Rotaria sp. Silwood2
Lineage: Eukaryota; Metazoa; Rotifera; Eurotatoria; Philodinida; Philodinidae
Source: the annotation of a GenBank genome assembly
AUGCCUCGUAAUGCGCGUCUUGUAUGUGCUGGUUGUGGGAAAUCAUCCGAGAAUUCUAUAAAACAUCGAGCAACAAAUAUUCUGUUACGAUUGUUUGUAUCGGCUCGAUCUUCAAAACAUCUUCAGCCACAAGACCAUAAAGGAAAAGGAAUCUACGAUAAACUUUUAAAUGGUGAUCUUCCAGUUAAUGAUAAUGAUGACAACGAAAUUGAGGAGCGGACUGGGUACAAUCUAGCUGUUAUUGGGCCAUUUCUUGCUGAUGGCAAGAACAAUGAUGCCUCCAUUGCUAAACACAUACUUUACAAUAAUGAUCAAGGGAUUCUAGAAUGGUUACAUGAUGAUGAUAUUAUUAUCGUUGACAGAGGAUUUCGAGAUGCAGUAAAAGCAAUUGAGAUGUUUGGUUUUCAUUCAGCUAUGCCUCGUUUUCUAAAUGGUAAAAAACAAUUUUCCACAGCCGACGCUAACUACAGUCGAUGUGUAACAAAAAGUCGUUGGGCUGUUGAAAGUGCUAAUGGAAAAAUCAAACAAUUUAAAUAUUUCAAUGAAAUAAUCCAAAACUCAGCCAUUUCAUUUGUUAGUGAUUAUCUUCAUAUCGUAUGUGCUAUCAUCAAUGCAUAUCUCGUACCUGCCAUCAAAGAUUCCCAUGCAGGCAAAGAGAUGGCAACUGAAAUGCUCAACCUUCUUGUUUCCGAGAAUGCAUUGCAAAAACGUCUUACAGAACUUACUAAUAUUAAAUGGAAAAAAUACGACGCCAAAAUGUGUCUCUUUCCCAUUCUGACCAUUGACGAUAUUCGUCGAUACUGUUUCGGUAUGAAGUAAUUUCGAUAUCUUAGCUCGUAGAUAGGAAUGUACCAAUAUUGUAGGUAGUUACCAAAUUAAACAAGCCAAAAACUACAUUCACGAACACUUGAAACCUUCUCAACUUGAUCCUAAUGAACUCGAAUUUGUUGUUGAAUUAUGCGAGCAGCAUUCUGAUCUCAUCAGAAUACGUUUUUCAUCCAGGCAUUCAACCCAAAAGAAUUAUUUAGCUACCGUGCAGUUUGCCAACUACCAGGACGAAUCCAUUCAAGGGUGGUAUUGCACGUGUCCUACAGGUGCACGGGUUGUUGGCUGCUGUGCUCAUACAGCAGCACUUCUUUGGUACCUCGGCGUGUGUCGAGCAGAGUACGAUGACAAAGGACAUCCUCUUUCAGCACAGUAUCUUCUCGAAACUGUCGACGAUUGUAUACAGUAUGCCGAGACAAUCGAAACAGAUGAUGAAGAAGAAGGUGAAGUAAAAUACCAUUUGGCUAGUGAUCAUAGUGACAGUAAUUCGGACAGUUCAGAUGAUUAGCUUUGUAGUGUUUUAAAGACUUUUCUUUUUUUAUUAUAUUAACUCAUUCAUAUAUAUUCAAGCUUCGUAUACAUAUUAAAUGAAAUAUUCUUUUAACUUCUAAUAUUCAAACAAGAAAUGAACCAUGUUCAAAUCAAAAAAGAAUAUUCUCGAUUUUUUGUUCUAAUUGAAAAAAUGUAUCGAUAUCUUAUAUAUUCAUAGAGACAAAACGAC